Dreissena polymorpha is the source of this 2364-nucleotide messenger RNA. RefSeq names its product fibropellin-1-like. The record is from RefSeq and is a predicted model, not a curated record. The transcript has 22 exons. Lineage: Eukaryota; Metazoa; Mollusca; Bivalvia; Myida; Dreissenidae. The coding region runs from base 1 to 2364 and encodes 787 amino acids. Gene Ontology annotation, molecular function: calcium ion binding; Notch binding. Gene Ontology annotation, biological process: Notch signaling pathway.
AUGAUUUUAGACGGAAACGAUCAGCCCAUAGAAUAUGUGGAAAUCGAUGUUACAAAGGACAUCAAAACCGAAGUGACGUUGGUCGGGAAAGAAUUUGAUGUAGAUUUCCUCAACAUGUCAUCUGACAAGUCCAUGAAAGCCGCUGCCGAGCUUGAGAAAAUGUAUGAUGAAAAGUUCACCAACAGUGAGUAUAAGGACAUAUAUGUUGGAACCACCGUCCUUGGAUUUCGAAACGGAAGUUUGAUUGGCGAGGUCAAAUCGGAAUUCAAAAUGAAGGUCAAAAUCGAAAAGAAGAAACCGGCGGAUACAACGUCUGAAACCACAACACAAGCUACAAUCGAAAUGAGCGCCGAAGACCUGGGGCUUAAAAUGGAAGUUGUAAUGAGUAUUAUCGAGAAGAUACCAGGCAUAAAGCCCAACGCAUUUUCAGAGGUAGACGAGUGUGGCUCCAGCCCGUGUAAGAAUUCCGGCACAUGUGAAGACCGCAUCAAUCGAUAUGUGUGCCUUUGUCCUCCUGGCUAUUCUGGGAUCAACUGUGAAACAGACAUCGACGAGUGUGACAGUUUCCCGUGCAUGCUCGAAGGUAUCUGCAAGGACUCGGUGAACAACUACACUUGUACGUGUCAGCGCGGUACAACCGGCAGGAACUGCGAAAUAAAUAUCGACGACUGUACACCCUAUCCAUGUGUUCAUGGCACGUGCAAUGAUGAACUGAAUGGGUACACAUGCACCUGUCAUCGUGGGUACACUGACAAGAACUGCACAACUGAUAUUGAUGACUGCGAUUCCAAGCCCUGUGUGCAUGGCAACUGUACUGACCAAGUAGCAGGCUACACAUGCAAAUGUGAAACAGGAUACACCGAUAGUAUUUGUCAAACAGAUAUUGACGACUGCGCCUCCCGCCCCUGUAUGCAUGGUAACUGUACGGAUAAAGUAGCAGGGUUUACAUGCUCUUGCUACCCUGGAUACUCCGGCACAACCUGCCAAACAGACAUUGACGACUGUGUCGGUGUUGUGUGCCAAAAUGGAGGCACCUGUAGGGAUAUGGUCAAUGGCUACAUCUGCAGCUGUGAACAUGGCUAUGUGGGUCUAAUGUGUGAAACUAACAAAAACGAUUGCAAUUCAAGCGUCUGUCAGAACGGUGCCAUUUGUGUCGAUCUUGUGAAUGACUAUCGAUGCAACUGUCCCGCUGGCUACAUGGGGGACCACUGUGAAAUUGAUAUCAACGAGUGCUCUCCAAAUCCAUGUAUCAAUGGGGCCUCCUGCAUUGAUCAAGUGAACAACUACACCUGCUUGUGUAGCGCUGGUUUCACAGGACGUUACUGCGAUUCAGAUAUCAACGAGUGCAUGCCGAAUCCAUGCCAUAAUGUGUCCACAUGCGUUGAUCAGGUGAACAAUUAUACAUGCGUCUGUAAAGCGGGUUUCACUGGACGUAACUGUGAUACGGAUAUCAACGAGUGCUCCUUUAAUCCAUGCAACAAUGGGGCCUCCUGCAUUGAUCAAGUAAACAACUUCACCUGCUUAUGUAGAGCUGGUUUCACUGGACGUAACUGCGAUACAGAUAUCAACGAGUGCAUGCCGAAUCCAUGCAAAAAUGGGUCCACAUGUGAAGACCAGGUGAACAAUUAUACAUGCGUCUGUAAAGCGGGUUUUACUGGACGUUACUGCGAUACAGAUGUUAACGAGUGCAUGCAAAAUCCAUGCAAUAACGGGUCCACAUGCGUUGAUCAAGUAAACAAUUACACGUGCGUCUGUAAAGCGGGUUUCACAGGACGUAACUGUGAUACAGAUAUUCACGAGUGCUCUCUAAAUCCAUGCAACAAUGGGGCCUCCUGCAUUGAUCAAGUAAACAACUACACCUGCUUGUGUAUAGCUGGUUUCACUGGACGUAACUGCGAUUCAGAUAUCAACGAGUGCAUGCCGAAUCCAUGCAAUAAUGGAUCCACAUGCGUGGACCAGGUGAACAAUUAUACAUGCGUAUGUAAAGCGGGGUUCACUGGACGUAACUGUGAUACAGAUAUCCACGAGUGCUCUCCAAAUCCAUGCAACAAUGGGGCCUCCUGCAUUGAUCAAGUAAACAACUAUACAUGCGUCUGUAAAGCGGGUUUCACUGGACGUAACUGUGAUACAGAUAACAACGAGUGCAUGCCGAAUCCAUGCAAUAAUGGGUCCACAUGCGUUGAUCAGGUGAACAAUUAUACAUGCGUCUGUAAAGCGGGUUUCACUGGACGUAACUGUGAUACAGGUAUCAACGAGUGCUCUCCAAAUCCAUGCAAGAAUGGGUCCACGUGCGUUGAUCAAGUGAACGACUACAAUUGCCUGUGUAGAGCUGGUUAUACUGGUCGUAACUGCGAUACAGAAUAA